This is a messenger RNA of Hydractinia symbiolongicarpus, 633 nucleotides long. RefSeq lists its product as uncharacterized. NCBI's taxonomy places the organism in Eukaryota, Metazoa, Cnidaria, Hydrozoa, Anthoathecata, Hydractiniidae. The coding region runs from base 1 to 633 and encodes 210 amino acids. The record is from RefSeq and is a predicted model, not a curated record. The transcript has a single exon.
AUGGUAUUCGAUGCAAGUGCAAAAUCAGUGGGACUGGCUUCAUUAAAUGAUUGUUUGUAUGCUGGACCAUCUUUAACCGAACCUUUAUAUAACGUCUUAUUGCACUUUCGAUCUCACAAAGUAGCCUUCAUUGCUGAUAUCGAGAAGGCAUUUUUACAAAUUAGUUUACAUUCAACCGAUGGUGAUUUUCUUCGUUUUAUUCGGUUUAAAGAUUUACAUAAUUUAUCACUACAAAACAUUGAAACUGCAGAAAUUGGUAUUUAUAGAUUGAGUAGAGUAUUGUUUGGUGUAAGUUCGUCACCAUUCCUCCUUAGUGCCACUCUUAUUAAGCAUGCUGAAUCAUUUAAUCAUGUUGAUCCUUUGUUUGUACAGAAGUUAUUGAGUUUACUUCACGUUGAUGAUCUAACUUCCAGUGGCGCUACUGUUAAUGCAGCACAUGAUUUUUACCAGAAAUGUAAACAACAUCUCGCCGAAGCAAAUUUCAAUCUGCAUAAAUUUCAUUCGAAUUCCGAAGAGUUUGAACAAUUAUUUACCAAACCCCAUGUUGCUCAUACCGGACAUGUUACCAAAGUUCUUGGUGUUUUGUGGGAUAAAAAGAAAGAUUCGCUCUUAUUCACAUUCGACGACAUUUAA